Molecule: messenger RNA, 2648 nt
Organism: Asterias rubens (European starfish)
Lineage: Eukaryota; Metazoa; Echinodermata; Asteroidea; Forcipulatida; Asteriidae
Product: gamma-butyrobetaine dioxygenase-like
Exons: 5
Coding region: 187-1623 (478 amino acids)
Biological process (GO): carnitine biosynthetic process
Cellular component (GO): mitochondrion
Molecular function (GO): gamma-butyrobetaine dioxygenase activity
Source: RefSeq, a predicted model, not a curated record
CAAAACUUUAACAUAAGGUCUUAACCCUUUGUAAACACGUGCAUAAAAAUAGCUAUGCUCCAGGGUUAAAGGUAGGCAAGUCCUUUACAGAUGACCUUGGUUGCGACAUUGUUAUUGAAUGUAUGUGUACGUCGUGCAAUCGGGAACUGUAUACAGAGCCUAUAGCCACGAAUCAAAACAAAAAACAUGGCCCUUUCGGCUGUACGAUGUUCGGCUGUAAUAAAUGCCAGUAAGGCCCUACGGAUGCGCUGCACAACAGACUUUGUAAGAAGAGCCACGGUCCCUGCUGAACGUUUGACUGAGAGAGUUGUCGGUAGAGUCAAGUUCCUCGGCCUAAGACAAAUAUAUCCUAGUUUUCUGCAACGCUUUUCACCAUGGUUAGGGCGAGAUUGUAUGUUUUCUACAAGGCCCGCUCGAUAUUCAACUCAAUCUACCGAGCAGGAUAAACCGUCGCCUCUAAAAUUCAACGAAGUGACGAGGGACGAUUCAGCCCGAUGGUACCGGAUGGGAGUAGACAGCGGGUAUGAGGGUAGAUACCCAUACGUCUGGUUGAGGGAUAACUGCCGAUGCUCUCAGUGUUACCACCCAUCGUCCUGGCAAAGGUCUUCUGAAGUGGCUGACUUGGAUCCAGACGCGAUACCAUCAAGCGAGGAGCUAACCGACGAUGGCAGAGUCUUGAGGGUCAUCUGGCCCGAUGGGCACCGCAGUGAGUUCAGCGCCGAGUGGCUAAAUCGCCAGCGGUUCUCGGAGUCCGAGAAAGACGUGGUGAGUAGUCCGGAGUUGCAAACAUGGGCAGGAGAAUUGAACGGGAACAUACCGACUUUUAAGUUCGAGGAACUGAUGAAUGAAGACGAGGAGUUGUACAACUGGCUGAAUGUUCUGAACACCAAAGGGCUAGCAGUUGUCAGUGGAGCGCCAACGGAAACAGGUGUCGUCCAGAGCUUGGCUGAGAGGGUAGCAUUUGUGAAGACGACAAUUUACGGUGAUACAUUUCAAGUGUUUAGCAAGCAUGAAGCAAGUAAUCUGGCCUACACCCCCAAAUCCCUUUGUCUACACAUCGAUCUACCGUAUUAUAAAUACACACCGGGUAUCCAGAUGCUUCACUGUAUUGAGCAGGCAGACUGCGCUGGAGGUCAGAAUCAGUUUGUAGAUGGUCUCAAUGUAUCACUCCAGGUCAAGAAGGAGUUUCCCGAUACUUACAAAUUCCUUAGAACACACGAACUGGAUUUCAGAGAUGCUGGUGUGGACUACCGAACGUACCACAUGAAGUAUAGAAGACCCGUCAUUGAGCACGACAAGUACGGUGAUUUUCUGUGUGUAAAUUACAACGACCACGUGAGGGCGCCCUACAUGAGUCUUCCGGUGGAGAAAGUGACUGAGAUGUACAAGGCCAUCAAGAUUUUCAAUCAAGUCAUGUAUCGACCAGGUAACUUCGUUCAGCAUCGGCUUGCUGCAGGUGAAAUAGCAACUUUCAACAACGGUCGAGUUCUUCAUGGCCGGAGUGGCUUCACCAUCACGAAGGCCGGCAACCGACAUCUCGAGGGCACCUACUUUGACUGGGACGAAACGUAUUCACGCAUGCGUAUUAUUCGAGAGAAGCUAUUUGGUGAUGAGCGUCUUUAGUUUUGGGUGUUUGUUUAAACCAUUUUAAUCGGCCUUUCCCACGGAUAUACGCCUUAUCGCAAAUACUCGGUAGGCGCGCUGUAUGCGUUAAAUGAGGUGCAUGCAGCUAGUCUAGCUAGCGCCCAAAUUGUGAUGUGACUUGGUUGUCUAUUUGUUCUGGUCUAUUGUUCUGGUUAGCACAGUUUUGUUAUACAAAGGUUAGCGCCGUUUUAUUGUACUAUGUUGGUGUGCUUAAGCAGCUCUAUAAAAUUGGGACCAGUUGGCCGACACACAAACAAUGUCUGCGCUAGGAACCAACCUCGAGCCCAGUACAAACAGGGCCCAAUUUCAUAGAGCUGCUAAGCACAACAAUUUGCUAAGCUCGAAAUUUCUUUCUGGAUUCAAACGGAUUACCAAACAAAAUGUUCACGUGAUUUUCAGGAUAACCAAACAACAGCUGAUUACCAGUAACAAACAAUAUGCAGCAAAUGGAAAUUUAAUUGGUAUAGGCCUAUUUUCCUAUUUAAAACCGAGGAAGAAAUUUCAUGCUAAGCAAUUUAUUGUGCUUAGCGGCUCUGUGAAAUUUGGCCCCGGUGAGAUGUAAUCCUCAGUUUCCCCACAAGUAAGCCAUUCGAUGUGCAAUUUACACGUUUCAUUAUGGGACACUGCACACACUCACUCGAACCCACCGGCCAACAUGGCAAUUAAGCUUUUAGUUAACAUUAAUUUCGUUUUUGUGUAUAUCUUGUUUGUUUAUGUGAAUGCAUUUCUGGUUCGCAGUUCAUGAAAUCCCAGCAAAUCAAACGUAUUAUAUUGAAGCUGUAUAUUUCUAAACAAAGACACUGACUUUAUGUCCUCAGUAAGUCAAAAAAGACUAGUUUAAACCUGUAGCGAUUUGCAUAAGUGAGAGACAUAUAAGUUGGUGAAUUUAAUUAUCUUGUUUGUUAAAACGAAUGCAUCGCUUGUGAUCAGUUUAUUUUAAAUCUUCGGACAGAAAUUCUUUAAAGUUUUAAAAACUGUCAUUAAAGCGAUGUGCCCUCCCAGAC